AUGUCUCAGAAGAUAUCGUCCACGCGCUCCGGUGAUGAUACUUUCGAGGGUCUUUCGGUCGAGGAGAGGAAGAGGAUGACGAAGCGGGUGUUGUGGAAGUUCGAUUGUUAUAUUUUGCCUCCGCUCGCUUUGCUGUGGUUGGCGAAUUUUAUUGAUCGGACUAAUGUGGGGAAUGCGAGAAUCGCGGGAUUACAAACAGAUACACACCUCGUCGGAAACCAAUUCAAUAUCGCACUUGCAGUCUUCUACAUCCUGUACAUCCUCUCCGAGCUCCCUUCGAACUGGGUGCUCAAAAGGAUGGGCGCCAACCGCUGGCUACCGUUCCUCAUCUGCAUUUGGGGCACGGUGACGACACUUUCUGGUCUGGUGCAGAAUUUCGCGGGGUUGACGGCGGUGAGGAUGAUCCUGGGGAUGUGCGAGGGUGGGUUGUUGCCUGGAAUGAUAUUGUAUCUGAGCACGAUUUAUAGGAGACAUGAGCUUCAACUUAGAGUCGGGAUUUUCUAUGCCUCAGCUUCCCUAUCCGGUGCAUUCGGAGGACUUCUCGCUUCUGCCAUCAUCCGUAUGGAUGGCAUCGGCGGCCUAGCAGGCUGGAGGUGGAUCUUCAUCCUCGAAGGCAUCGUCACCGUUCUUUUCGGUGUCAUGGCGGCUUUCGUCAUGCCCGCCAGCAUCCAAUCCGCCAAUUUCCUUACCCCAGAGGAAAAGCGGUUCGCUCUACAUCGCUUCCGGAUGUCAGAGCGAACGGCAAACAGCGCUCCGCUCUCAGAACCGUCGCAGCGGAUCACGACGACGGAAAAAGAAGAGAAAGACUUGGAAGAAGUUCGGGCGGAGGUGUAUGAUCCUAAUGCGAGUAAUGACCGUGAGGAGCCUGUCGUGCACCAGGAGGAAGAGCAGUUUGAAUGGCGAGAGGUUGUUCGAGGGUUGGUGGAUGUUCAAGCCUGGCUGACGGGGAUCGCAUAUUUUGGCAUUAUCGUCAGCAUCUACUCAUACUCACUAUUCCUACCUACAAUCAUCAGCGAGCUCGGAUUUUCCGGUGGUGAGGCCCAGCUUCGUACCGUGCCGCCGUACGUUCCUGCAGCGGUCUUGACGGUCGUAGUGGCCUAUUUAUCUGACCGCUUCAAACUUCGUGGACCAAUGAUCCUGAUCUGUCUGCCAUUGACCAUUGCCGGUUAUAUUGUGGCCAUCUGUGCCACCAGCAACCAAGUACGCUACGCGGCUGUCUUUAUGAUGGCUACUGGGAUAUAUCCGACCGGACCAUGCAUCCUUUCUAUCCUCCCCAACAACAGUAGUGGGCAUUACAAGAAGGCAACCACUAUCGCACUUCAGCUUGCCUUCGCGAAUACUGGGGGAUUUGUUGCCACUUUCUCGUACACACAAGAUCAAGCUCCCGCAUACAUCAGAGGCCAUUCCAUAACCCUCGCUUUCGUCGUCCUGGCCUGGAUAUUCGUCGCACUCAACGUUACAUAUUGUGCCUGGGAGAACAAAGCUCGCGCGGAUGGUCGCCGUCAGGAUAACAUCCUGAAAUAUCAAGAGCUGUGGGACUCUGGCAAGACGAGAGCUCCCAUCGGGGACCGUCAUCCAGAUUUUCGGUUUACUCUGUGA
Messenger RNA from Stereum hirsutum FP-91666 SS1, 1599 nucleotides. Its product is annotated as MFS transporter. The transcript is spliced from 20 exons. Gene Ontology annotation, molecular function: transmembrane transporter activity. Lineage: Eukaryota; Fungi; Basidiomycota; Agaricomycetes; Russulales; Stereaceae. Gene Ontology annotation, biological process: transmembrane transport. Gene Ontology annotation, cellular component: membrane. The record is from RefSeq and is a predicted model, not a curated record. Bases 1 to 1599 code for a protein of 532 amino acids.